AGAGCCCGGGCCCGGCGGGGGCAUGGCGGCGGCGCGGGGCCGGGUGCUGUGCCUCUUCGACGUGGACGGGACCCCUGACGCGCCUCGGCAGAAAAUCGAGCCGGAGGUGGAUGCGUUCCUGCGGGAGCUGCGGGAGAGGGUGCUCAUCGGCGUGGUGGGAGGCUCCGACUAUGCCAAGAUAGCCGAGCAGCUGGGGGACGGGGACGAAGUCAUUGAAAAGUUUGACUACGUCUUUGCAGAGAACGGCACAGUGCAAUACAAGAAUGGGCAGCUGGUCUCCAAGCAGGCCAUUCAGGAUCACCUGGGGGAAGAGCUGCUGCAGGAUCUGAUCAACUUUUGUCUCAACUACAUGGCAUUGCUGAAGCUGCCCAAGAAACGAGGAACCUUCAUUGAGUUUCGCAACGGGAUGCUGAACAUCUCCCCCAUCGGACGAAGCUGCACCCCAGAAGAGCGAAUUGAGUUCUCUGAGCUGGACAAGAAAGAGCGGAUCCGGGAGAAGUUUGUGGCAGCCUUGCAGAGGGAGUUUGCUGGCAAGGGCCUGCGUUUCUCCCGAGGUGGCAUGAUCAGCUUUGAUGUGUUCCCAGAGGGCUGGGACAAGCGCUACUGCCUCAAUGUGCUCGACGACGAGAGAUUUGACACUAUCCACUUCUUCGGGAAUGAGACGACCCCUGGAGGGAACGACUAUGAAAUCUAUGAUGAUCCCCGCACUGUGGGACACAGUGUCCAGUCCCCCCAAGACACGGUCCAGCGAUGCCGCGAAAUCUUCUUUCCAGAAAGAGCCAAUGAGUGCUGACUGCCAGGUCCUUGCAGCCCUGCCCCAGUCCCACCCUCUCCCCCCACCAGGAAAAGCACCUUGAUUUGAGGAAUCUGCUCAGGGUAGACCAAAACAACACCACAGAGCUGGUGAGGAUGUAACACGAGUGCGGGUGGGUGGCAGGAGGGAGCCUUUAGCUGAGCAGCCCUUUGGCACUCCCCAUCUGUGGCUGGGGGUUGUAGUACCAGACCCUCCUCGCCUUCAGAGAAACUUCUCUUGACAGUUCAGCUGUGGUGGGCGGUGAUGCAGAUGCUUUUGUGGUUGGAAAGCAUUCAAAAGGGCCAGUCGAGAGCGUGUGUGUGUCUGCUCCAUGCUCCCUCUCCUCUCCUUUUCCACUCUGUUUCUCUUAACAGUUCUGCAUGAGGGAAUAUGCUUCUCACCUUUCUCUCUCCCUUGCACCUUGGCCUGGGAGGCCAGGACUACUGAGGCUGCUGAGGCUCCAGACAUUCAUGGGAGCUGCUCCAAGGCAAGAGGCCAGGGAGGCUGUUUGCUCCAAGCCUGUGGUACGAAGGAAUAGUUGCUAUCCCAGCUUUUUGCACCAUUGUG
Manacus vitellinus (golden-collared manakin) is the source of this 1360-nucleotide messenger RNA. RefSeq names its product phosphomannomutase 1 (gene PMM1). Bases 23 to 793 code for a protein of 256 amino acids. Gene Ontology annotation, cellular component: cytosol. Gene Ontology annotation, biological process: GDP-mannose biosynthetic process; protein N-linked glycosylation; mannose metabolic process. The record is from RefSeq and is a predicted model, not a curated record. Gene Ontology annotation, molecular function: phosphomannomutase activity. The transcript is spliced from 8 exons. Lineage: Eukaryota; Metazoa; Chordata; Aves; Passeriformes; Pipridae.